UUUUUUCUUUAUUAUGUUAUAGAGACAAGGUCUCACUGUGUUGCCAGGUUGGUCUCAGACUCCUGGCCUCAAGUGAUACUCCUGUCUUCACCUCCCAACAUGCUGGAGUUACAAGCAUGAGCCACUGCACUCAGCGCCCACUUCCAGCUUUUGCCCAUUCUGUGAUUUCAGCUGCAGGUUUGUUACAAAGUGGCCCUUAUUAUUUGGAGGUCUAUUUUUUCGAUGCCUAAUGUGUUGAUUUUUUUUUUUUCAUGAAGGGAUUAUGGGUGUUAUUGAAAGCUUUUUUGCAUGUUUUAUGAUGAUCAUAUGUUUUUUUUUUUCCAUUCUGUUUAUGUGGUGAAACAUUUAUUGAUUUGUGUACUUUGAACCAACCUUGCAUCACAAGAAUAAACCCGACUUGAUUGUGAUGAAGUAAAUUUUUGAUGUGUUGCUGGGUUUCAUUUGCUAAUAUUUUGUUGAGACUUUUGUGUCUACAUUCAUCGGAAAUAUUGGGCUGUAGUUUUCCUUUUUUUUUUUUUUCCGUGAAAGCCACUGACUUUAUUGAUCUAAAAACUUUACAAUGACAGUGACUGUUCUGCCAAAAAAAGGAGCCAAAUGGUUUCAAACUGGCUGAAAGUGAAGGUGGGGGUGAGGGAUAGGCCCAGGAUUCCAUUCAGGAAAGCCAGUAACUGUCAUCAGGGAACUGGCAACAGAAAAAGGAAGAGGGAGGCAUGGAAGAGCGAGAAUCCAAAAAAGUUGAAAUGAUUAGGGGAGGAAACUCCCGCAGACCCUGGAGUAUCUCCGAGGAUGACCUUACAGAACCACAGGAAACUGCACCUUCACAAUGUCCAGAUCUGGACGCAGAGAAUGAAGUUCUUCAGCAGAUAUUAUUCUCUACAAAAGCAUUAGAAAAGAAAUGUCAAACACUAGAGGAGGAGAUGCAGCAGCUGAAACAGACUCAAGCAGCAUCUGAAGAACAGUUAGUGCAAAGGGUGAAUGAUAUUCCUGCAGAGAAAACUCGGCUGGAACUCACAAUCAAAGAUCUGCAAUCUGAACACUCCAGAGUAAAAACUUCGGAAGCUGAAAAUAAAAUCGAAUUGGAAAUGUAUGAGAAACUCUACCAAGAAAAAUUACAAGUUGUAAAAUCCUUGUCAAAUGAACUGAGAAGAACCAUGGAGAUGACAGCAGAGGUCAGUCCCCAGCUUACUGUGGAGAAAGAGAAGACCAGAUAUCCAGCAACUGCUUCUACUGCAAGGCCAGUUCUAGUGUCACCUUCUGUUGGAAAUCUUAGUGAAUGUCUCAACAGAAGACAUAUUGAAGGAAAAAGCAGGUCUUCACAUGAGAGCAUGGAGAGCUUCAUGUCGAGGAUGCAGCAGAAGCUGGAAAAAGAUAUACGUUGAGCAAGAGUAACAGGUAUGUUACCAAGAAAAAAAAACUCACCCUAUCGCCCAGGCUGGAGUGCAAUGGCACAAUCUCAGCUCACUGCAAACUCUGCUGCCUGGGUUCAAGCAAUUCUCUUGCCUCAGCCUCCCAAGUAGCUGGGAUUACAGGUACCUGCCACUAUGCCCGGCCAGUUUUUGUAUUUUUAGUAGAGACAGGGUUUCACCAUCUUGGCCAGGCUGGUCUUGAACUCCUGACUUUGUGAUCCACUGGCCUUGGCGUCCGAAAGUGCUGGGAUUACAGCCAUGAGCCACCACAGCUGGCCAUUACCAAAAUUUAUAAAUUAAAUUUAGAUUAAGUAAUAUAUGUGUGAAAUAAACUGCAAAUGACAUCCCUUUUCAUUCUUUGGUUAAUAGGUACUACAUUAAAUAUUCCCUCUUACACACAUCUAAUGAAAGAUGUGAAAACUCGAACAUGUAUAACGAAGAGCAUACUUAUGCCUCAUGAAUUAUCACCUUCCAUAGCUUGAAAAAAAAGCUCAAGAAGUCAGGCUCUACACUUGACUUUUGCCAUCCCUAUGAGACUGUCAGCCAGCACACAGAAACUGUCCUCAGAAAACAAAGGCCUCAUCAGGUUCUCAGGGUUAUUGUAGUGAUUUUUUUUUUCUUUUUUUAAUUUUACUUUAAGUUCUCGGGUACAUGUGCAUAUCUUGCAGGAUUGUUACAUAGGUAUACACACGCAUGGUGGUUUGCUGCCUCCAUCCCACCCAUCACCUAAUUAGGUAUUUCUCCUAAUGUUAUCGCUCCCCAAUCUCCCCACCUGCCACUAUACUUCCCUGAGUCCCCUGUUCCACAAUGGGCCCUGGUGUGUGAUCUUCACCUCUCUGUGUCCAUGUGUUCUCAUUGUUCAAUUCCCACUUAUGAGUGAACAUUUGGUGUUUGGUUUUCUGCUCUUGUGUCAGUUUGCUGAGAAUGAUGGUUUCAAGAUUCGUCUGUGUCCCUGCAAUGACAUGAACUCAUCAUUUCUUAUGACUGCAUGGUAUUCCAUGGUGUAUAUGUGCCACAUUUUCUUUACUCAGUCUAUCAUUGAUGGGCAUUUGGGUUGGUUCCAAGUCUUUGUUAUUGUAAACAGUGCCACAAUGAACAUACAUGUACAUGUGUCUUUAUAAUAGAAAGAUUUAUAAUCCUUUCGGUAUAUAUCCAGUAAUGGGAUUGCUGGGUCAAAUGGAAUUUCUAUUUUUAGAUCUUGAGGAAUCACCACACUGUCUUCCACAAUGGUUAAACUAUUUACACUCCCACCAACAGUGUAAAAGUGUUCCUAUUUCUCCAUAUCCUCUCCAGCAUGUGUCUCCAGAUUUUUUUAAUGAUCGCCAUUCUAACUGGCAUGAGAUGGUAUCUUAAUGUGGUUUUGAUUUUCAUUUCUCUAAAGACCAGUGAUGAUGAGCAUUUUUUCAUGUGUUUGUUGGCCACAUAAAUGUCUUCUUUUGAAAAGUGUCUGUUCAUAUCUUUUGCCCACUUUUUGAUGGGUUGGUAUUUUUUGUUGUAUAUCUGUUUUAGUUCUUUGUAGAUUCUGGAUAUUAACCCUUCAUCAGAGGGGUAGCUUGCUGAAAUUUUUUCCCAUUUUGUUGAUUGCUGGUUCACUCUAAUGAUUAUUUCUUUUGCUGUGCAGAAACUCUUAAGUUUAAUUAGAUCUCAUUUGUCAGUUUUGGCUUUUGUUGCCAUUGCUUUUGGUGUUUUAGUCAUGACGUCCUUGCCUAUGGCUAUGUCCUGAAUGAUAUUGCCUAGGUUUUCUUCUAGGUUCUUUAUAGUGUUAGUUUUUAAAGAGUUAACAACUAACUCUAGAGAGUUAGUUAGUUUAACUCUUUAAUCCAUCUGGAGUUAAUUGUUGUAUAAGGUGUAAGGAAGGGGUUUAGUUUUAGCCUUCUGCACAUGGCUAGCCAGUUUUCCCAACAUCACUUAUUAAAUAGGGAAUCCUUUCCCCAUUGCUUGUUUUUGUCUGGUUUGUCAAAGAUCAGAUGGUUGUAGAUGUGUGGCAUUACUUCCAAGGCCGCUGUUCUGUUCCCGGUCUAUAUCUUUGUUUUGGUACCAGUACUAUGCUGUUUUGAUUACUGUAGCCUUGUGGUAUAGUUUGAAGUCAGGUAGCAUGAGGCCUCCAGCUUUGUUCUUUUUGCUUAGGAUUGUCUUGCCUAUGCAGGCUCUUUUUUGGUUCCAUAUGAAGUUUAAGGUGAUUUUUUUCCUGUUCUUUGAAGGUCACUAUAGCUUGAUGGGGAUAGCAUUGAAUCUAUAAAUUACUUUGGGCAGUAUGGCCAUUUUCAUGAUAUUGAUUCUUCCUAACCAUGAGCAUAGAAUGUUUCUCCAUCUGUUUGUGUUCUCUCUUAUUUCCUUGAGCAGUGGUUUGUAGUUCUCCUUGAAGAGGUCCUUCACAUCCUUUGUUAGUUGUAUUCCUAGGUAUUUUAUUCUCGUAGCAAUUGUGAAUGGGAGUUUGCUCAUGAUUUGGCUCUCUUUAAGUCUGUUAUUGGUGUAUAGGAAUGCUUGUGAUUUUUCACGUUGAUUUUGUAUCCUGAGACUUUGCUGAAGUUGCUUAUCAGUUUCAGGAGAUUUUGGGCUGAGACGAUGGGGUCUUCUAAAUAUACAGUCAUGUCAUCUGCCAAUAGAGACAAUUUGACUUCCUCGUUUCCUAAUUGAAUACCCUUUAUUUCUCUUUCUUGCCUGAAUGCUCUGGCUAGAACUUCCAAUACUAUGUUGAAUCGGAAUGGUGAGAGAGGGCACCCUUGUGUAGUGCCAGUUUUCAAAGGGGAUGCUUUCAGUUUUUGCCCAUUCAGUAUAAUAUUGGUUAUGGGUUUGUCAUAAAUAGCUUUUAUUAUUUUGAGAUACAUUCCAUCGAUACCUAGUUUAUUAAGAGUUUUUAGCAUAAAGGGCUGUUGAAUUUUAUGGAAGGCCUUCUCUGCAUCUAUUGAGAUAAUCAUGUGGUUUUUGUCUUUGGUUCUGUUUAUGUGAUUCAUUACAUUUAUAGAUUUGUAUAUAUUGAACCAGCCUUGCAUCUCCAGGAUGAAGCCUACUCGAUCAUGAUGGAUAAGCUUUUUGAUGUGCUGUUGCAUUCAGUUUGCCAGUAUUUUAUUGAAGAUUUUUGCAUCGAUGUUCAUCAUGGAUAUUGGCCUGAAAUUUUCUUUUUUAGUUGUGUCUCUGCCAGGUUUUGGUAUGAAGAUGAUGUUGGUCUCAUAAAAUGAGUUAGGGAGGAUUCCCUCUUUUUGUAUUGUUUGGAAUAGUUUCAACAGGAAUGGUACCAGCUCCUCUUCGUACGUGUGGUAGAAUGUAGCUGUGAACCCAUCUGGACCUGGGUGUUUGUGGUUGGUAGGCUAAUAAUUGCUGCCUCAGCAUCAGACCUUGUUAUUAGUCUAUUCAGGAAUUCAACUUCUUCCUGGUUUAGUCUUGGGAGGGUGUAAGUGUCUAGAAAUUUAUCCAAAUCUUCUGGAUUUACUGUUAUGUGCAUAGAGGUGUUUGUAGUAAUCGCUGAUGGUAGUUUGUAUUUCUGUGGAAUCAAUGGUGAUAUCCCCUUUAUCAUUUUUAAUUGCAUCUAUUUGAUUCUCCUCUCUCUUUUUUUUUAAUUAGUUUGACUGGCAUUCUAUCUAUUUUGUUGAUCUUUUCAAAAAAACCAGCUGCUGGAUUUACUGAUUUUUUGAAGGGUUUUUUUGUGUCGCUAUCUCCUUCAGUUCUUCUCUGAACUUAGUUAUUUCUUGUCUUCUGCUAGCUUUUGAAUUUGAUCUUACUCUUCUAGCUCUUUUUUUUUUUGAAACGGAGUUUCACUCUUGUUACACAGGCUGGAGUGCAAUGGCGCGACCUCGGAUCACUGCAACCUCCGCCUCCUGGGUUCUGGCAAUUCUCCUGCCUCAGCCUCCUGAGUAGCUGGGAUUACAGGCAUACGCCACUGUGCCCAGCUAAUUUUUUUUGCAUUUUUAGUAGAGACGGGGUUUCACCAUGUUGACCAGGAUGGUCUUGAUCUCUUGACCUCGUGAUCCACCCGCCUCGGCCUCCCAAAGUGCUGGGAUUACAGGCUUGAGCCACCGCGCCCAGCCCUCCUCUAGCUCUUUUAAUUUUGACAAUAGGGUGUAUAUUUUAGAUCUUUCCCCACUUCUCUUUUUUUUAUGCAUCUCACAGAUGCAUUCAUUCAUGCCAUGAAGUAAACGGUUGAAGUGUACAGUGAUGUUCCACGCUCUGCAUCUAACACAGCUUGCUCAAAUUUCCAGGCAGACUGACAUUUUCUUUCACAUGUACUCCAAGUAAAGCUGGUUAGUGAUGACCAUGAGCAGCAGCUGAAGCUUUUGCAGACUUACUUCUUUUAUCAGCGGCCAGGAUUUUAUAAAUGAUGAAGCCCAUCAGCCCCUUUCCUACCCAAAUCUCCUGGUAAACUUGGGUAUAGUGGGCUUCAUGGGGAGCCACAUAUUUUUCAUAAUUAUUUGGAGCAUCUUGGAACAGGACAGACGGCUCAGGGAGCACCCCAAACCCACAGCCAACUCAGAAAUGCAUUUAUUUACUUAUUUAGUAUAUGGAGUUUUGCUCUUGUUGCCAGGCUGGAGUGCAAUCUUGGCUCACCGCAACCUCUGCCUCCAGGGUUCAAGCGAUUCUCCUGCCUCAGCCUCCCAAGUAGCUGGGAUUAUAGGAAUACACCACCACCCCGGCUAAUUUUGUAUGUUUAGUAGAGAUGGUGUUUCUCUAUGUUGGUCAGGCUGGUCUCAAGCUCCUGACCUCAGGUGACCGGCCGGCCUCGGCCUUCCAAAGUGCUAGGAUUACAGGCAUGAGCUACCGUGCACAGCCAUUGGUAGUGAUUUUUAAGGCCAAUACACCCCAGUCUCAUCUAGUAACCUGAGGCAGUUAUAGUUUGUAAGCAGUCACUUGAGCUGUUAACACUUUAAAUCCCCAGUCAUUUACAGUGUCAUUGGUUUACUUUUGCCCUCAGGAAAAGUUCCAAAUUCCUUUUCAUGGAAUAUACACACCCAUGUUCAUUUGGUUCUUGUCAAGUUCCUCAGGCAUAUCUCUCACCACUUACUGUAUUCUGCCCCUUUGUUCUAGCAUCCAGCCAAACUGGACUGCACAGAACUCCCCAGUGCUCUUCCUUUACCUCCCGCUGUUUGCGCUUGCUUCUUGGCUCUAUCUGCCAAUCUUUUUUUCAUGUCCUUCAGGCGCUCACUAACCAUGCCUCCAACCAAAAAGCCUACAAUAUCGAGAUAAAACUGGGAUAGGUGUCCCUCCUAUGUUCUAAUAGUGCCCUGUUUUAUACGUGUCAGGGUGUCAAUGGCUUGGCAUGGAAACUGCCUAUUUGUCUACUUUUUCAGGUUAUAGCAUACGAUUGCUCAGGGCUGGGCUGUAUCAUCUUGAUCUUGUAACUCCAGGGCUUGUCAUAGUCUAGUACCUUAGCACAUGGUUGCUGAAUAAAUGAGUGAAGAAUGAGAAAACCGGAAACUGUGAUACUCAACCUCAAUGAUCAUUAAUUCAGUGGGCAACUAUUGGCAAAUUAUUAUCUAAUAAUAACUUAGCAUUGUAGUCAUAUAUAUGUUUUAUUUUUAUUAACACUGAAAAAGUUCUCAACUCUUUUUUUACUGACUUAACAGUUAGCUACCUAUGAAAUAUAUAGAAUGUAAUUCUUUGGCCAGGAAUGUUGGCUCACACCUGCAGUCACAGCACUUUGGGAGGCUGAGGCGGGCAGAUCACUGGUGCCCAGAAGUUUGAGAGCAACCUGGGCAACAUGACAAAACCCUGACUGUACAUAAAAUACAAAAACUUGCAAGGUGCUGUGGCAUAUGCCUGUAGUUCCAAGUACUUGGGGUUGAGGUAAGAAAAUUCCUUAAGCCUGGGAGGAAGAGACUGCAGUGACCUGUGAUCACACCAGGGCACUCCAGCACAGGUGAAAGAGCAAGACCUUGUCUUAAAAUAAAUAAUAAUAAUAAUAUAGUUCUUGCUUUUUCUUUUCAGCUGCUAUUGAAUUAGAAUCUGAAUUUGCACAUGUCACAAAUGCGAAGAUAGGAUUAGUUGAGGCAGCAGUAGAAGAAUACGCACAGGUUUUAUGCAGAAAAUACAGGAUCUGAAAGAUAAGGCAAUUUUAUUUCUGGGCUGUUCACAUAUUUUGUUUCCUUUUUUUUUAACUUAAUUUUUUUUGUGGCAAAUAUGCAUAAUAUAAGAUUUACCAUCUUAACCAUUUUAAGUAUAUGGUUCAGCAACAUUGGGUACAUUCACGUUGUUUUUGUUUUUAAUUGCAUUUUAGGUUUUGGGGUACAUGUAAAGAACAUGCAAGAUAGUUGCAUAAGUCCACACGUGGCAGUGUGAUUUGCUGCCUUCCUCCCAUUCACCUAUAGCUGGCAUUUCUCCCCAUACUAUCUCUCCCCAACUCCCCACCCCGCACUGUCCCUCCCCUAUUCCCCACAACAGACCCCAGUGUGUAGUGCUUUCCUCCCUGUGUCCAUGUGUUCUCGUUGUUCAGCACCCACCUAUGAGUGAGAACAUGCUGUAUUUCAUUCUGUGUUCUUGUGUCAGUUUGCUGACAAUGAUGGUCUCCAGGUUCAUCCAUGUCCCUACAAAGGACACGAACUCAUCAUUUUGAUGGCUGCAUAAUAUUCCAUGGUGUAUAUGUGCCCAAUACUCUUGACUCCUCUCCUUGUCCACUUUCUUAAGACACUUAUUCAAUGACAAAUUGUGUCUCACUGAGUUUUUCCACCCAUUCUUUUUUACAUGUUUGGUGGAAUUCAGCAGUGAAUUUGUCAGGUCCUGGGCUUUCCACCCAGUAGGUGCAUUUGCAAAACAUGGAAAAUGGUCCAAGAUCCAGUUGUAGAUAUCCUUCACUGGCAGGCGCUUGGUUGGAGAGUCCUUGAUGGCCAUAAAUUUGAGGCAGCUGAAAGAGUAGGGGGGUUUGCAGUUUGGGUUCUGCCUGGCAUUGUAGGGCAUGUCAGAGUGGGCAGGGGACACAGGGCUGUCAUCAUCCAGGUCCUGGACGGGGUUGACACUCCUGAGGACCGACUCCCCAAAGCCCUUCAACAAGUUCUUGCUCUUGUGCUGCCAGUUCAGGUUGGUCAGCUCUUCAUCUUCCAUGGUCCCCUCUUCUAAUCGGGUGUCAGGCAGAGGAAAGUCGAGGGCAUCGUCUUCUUGAAGGGCCUUGGAGAAACCGCUGCCCCAGUAACACUGACUCAGUCGACUGGAGACACUAAUUCCUGAGCUUUCUGACUUCUUACUGGGAGGCAGGACUGGACCCAUUUACGUGAAGGCUCCCGGCCGGAGUGGGGCGCAGGGGCGUGGGGGGCUCCGCUGCCCUUCAGCGGGAGCCGAAAAACUUUCGCAGGCGCACGGGCGGCAGGGACACGGGGGUCGCGGCACGCCAUGGGACUUGUGGUGUCCGCCGGGGGCGCCGCGUGUCCUCCCGCUGCCCCGCCCCCCCCACUCCCCCCCCCAGUCUCACCUCCACUGCGGCGUGUAGGGCUGUGGCGCGCCGAGUGGCAAGAAAUUGUUUCCCCAUUUGACUUCUUUCUUUCCUCUUUGGAUGCUGCUUAUUAUUUUCUUGAUUUUUAAAUAUUAUUUCGGUCUCUCUAUUAAAUUUAUCUGAUAGAAUUUUGAAUUAUUUCUCUGUGUUAUCUUGAGUUUCUUUAACACAGCUAUUUUGAAUACUGUGUCUGAAAGGUCACAUAUCUCUGUUUCUCCAGAAUGAGUCUCUGGUGCCUUAUUUAGUUCAUUUGGUGAGGUCAUGUUUUCCUGCAUGGUUUCUUACUUGUAGGUGUUCAUCUGUGUCUGCACAUUGAGUUCAGAAUUUAUCGUAAUCUUUACUAUCUGGGCUUAUUUGUAGCCAUCCUUCUUGGGAAGACUCUUUAUAUGUUUAUAUGUCUUGGGUGUCACAAUCUUUACAAGGCACCCCAAGCCCAGUAAUGUUGUGGAUUCAUGUAGACUCAUAGUGGUACCACCUUGAUCGUCUUGGGAAAGAUCCAGAAUAAUUCUCUUUAUUGCCAAGCAGAGACUCUUGUACUCUUCCCUUACUUUUUUCCAAACAUACAGAGUCAUGGUCUCUGUUCCGAGCCACCUAAAGCCUGGGGGUAAAGUGACACAAGCACCCCUGUGGCCACCACCACUUUCACUGCAUUGGGUCAGACCUGAAGCCAGCUCGGUGCUGGGUCUUGCCCAAGGCCUGCCUUAACUAUUUGGCUACUGUAUAUGUUUGCUCAGGGCCCUGGGGCUCUACAACAAGCAGGUAGCAAAGCCAUCUAGGCCUGUAUCCUUCCCUUCCAGGUGGCAUAUUCUCCCAGACCCUGGGUAGGUCCAGAAGUGCUGUCUGGGGGUCAGGGACUGGAGUCAAAACAGUUAGAGCUCUACCUGCUUUCUGUUAUACUGUGGCUGAGCUAGCCCUCAAACUGCAAGUCACAGUCCUUCCUGCCCUUCCUCCCUUUCCAAAGGCAGGGGAGCCUCAUCUGUAGCCACCACCAGCCACAAGGAGUAACUGCCAGACACUGAUAUUUCCUUAAGGUCCAUGGUCUCUUAAGUUAGCUUGUGGUGAAUGCUGCCUGGCCUGGGAUUCAUACUUCAGAGCAGUGGGCUCCCCUGGCCCAGGGCAGGUCCAGAAAUGCCAUCCAAGGGUCAAGUCCUGAAGCUCGCUUGGUGCUCCAACCCCUUGAGGCAGUUUUGUUACCUGGGUUUUGGUUCUUACAAAGAUGGGUUUUUUCCUGCAUAGAUAGUUGUUAAGUUGGUGUCCUUGCUCUUAGGGGUUACCACCAGUGAAGCUUUCUCUUCCUCCAUCUUUGUCCACUUCCUAAUUGAGUAUUCCUUUUAACGUACAGAAUACUUUGAAAUUCUCAUAGGGAUAAACCUAUUAGUCUUCCCUUUAAACUUCUGCCUUUGGGGUCUUAUUUAGGUUUCUCCUACCCAUAUCAUAUAAAUAUUUGCAAUAUGUUUUCUUAUUCCAUUUUUAGACUUAUUUGUUUGUAGAAUAACAAAAGUAAUAAUCAUAAAAAUACUGAAGUGACAUAUAAAUAUCUGUAUUGGAUAUGUGUUUUUUAAAUUAUACCAAUGAGAUGGGGCAAUUUUGUGUUAUAUUAUAACACACAUCUUGGCCGUUAGACAGAUGAAGCACCUUUGCAUUGGUGAAUACAUGAUUUGUGCUUUUUCUUUUGUACAGUUCCUAUUUAUAUUCUUGCCCAUUUUCCCACUAUGUUUUACAAGUUCUUAGUAAUUUGAAUGAACUACAUAUAUUCUAAAUAUUAUUUUUAAUACAUACAUUGCAAAUACUUCCAGUGUGUCACUUGCCUUUUAACAUUAUUUAUCAAUAUUUUGUUUAAAGGGAGGUUUUACUUUUUAGGUAGCAAAAUUAGUUCAUUUUUAAACUUCAGGAUAUUUGUAUUUCAUGUCAUAAGUAAAAGGCAUUGCUUACUGCAAGGAUAUAAAGAAUUACUUUCUUGUAGUAAUGAUUUUAUAUCAAAGUCUUUAUGUUAGUUGAAGCUUAUUACUGGUUUUCUCAAAUUCCACAUACCUAACUUUCUCAUAGCAAUUCCAUUCUCUACUGAUUUCAAAUGCUCCGUUUGUUAUCUUUGAAAUUCUUACGUAUAAGUCAUGUCUGACUGUCCCACUACUGCCAUGAAUGUGUUUUGUAUCAGCACAGUACUCUAGGAUUUAUCCUCUGAUAACCAGUAGAAGCAGGCCUCCACUCCCUGUCAUUCUCUUUAUUUUCUUUUGGCCAAAGCUAGCUAUUCUCACAUGGGCUUAUUUUUUAUAUAAACUUUGAAACAUUUUAUCAAAUCACACACAAAUUGCCAUCUGAUUAAAAUUUCAGUCUUUUUAGAUACAGACUUUGGGACAAAGGUCAUCUGUAUCUUUUAAGUUUUCUAAUUCAGGUUUUAGGUUUAGGUUUAGACUGAUGAAAGUUUUCUAGACUACUUCAAGUGUAUCUUCUACGUUUCUUGCUUCAUUUUUGUGACUUCAGUAGCUAAUUUUUCCCAUUGUGAUUAUCUAGUUUUCUUUUUUCUAUUUGUUUAUAGCAUAUAUCAAAGAAAGACAUUAACUUUUUUCAGUAGUUACCUUGUAUCCAGUCAUGAUGAUGUUAGCCUCCGUAUAUGAGUUUUUAAAUGUUUUCUCUUUUUUUUUGCUCUUAAAUUUUUAAGUCACAUAUGAUUUCUUUUUUGAAGUCUGGUAGAACACAGGCAUAAAAUGAAAUGACCUUGGUGUUCUUCUCUGGGCUCUGUCUUAAAUUGGAUAAAAGUUUUCACAACAUUUUUGAGUUAAUUAAAUUUGGAGGUUGCCAAAACAAGCCUCAUUAUUUUCUUAUAAGUCAGAGUUAUUCUUGGAAAUGCUGUGAUAGUAUAGGCAUGAAAUACAUAGGAGCAAUUUUAUUAUUGCAUAUUUAGGGCCAGGUAAAGCAAAGACAACAUCAAGAAUAGUAAUUCGAUGAAGCAAGACAUGAAUGUAAGUCACAGUUCCAUAAAGAAAAUACAAUUAUUCUGAACAAUAUUUUUUAAAUUGCAUUAUAGGUUUUGGGGUACAUGUGCAGAACAUGCAAGAUAGUUGCAUAGGUACACACAUGGCAGUGUGUUUUGCUGCCAUUCUCCCCUUCACCCACAUUUGGCAUUUCUCCCCAGGCUGUCCCUCCCAAGCUGCCCCCCCACCGCUGUCCCUCCGCUAUUCCCCCCAAUAGACCCCAGUGUGUAGUACUCCCUUCCCUGUGUCCACGUGUUCUCAUUUUUCAUCACCCGCCUAUGAGUGAGAAUAUGCGGUAUUUCAUUUUCUGUUCUUGUGUCAGUUUGCUGAGAAUGAUGUUCUCCGGAUUCAUCCAUGUCCCUACAAAGGACACGAACUCAUCAUUUCUGAUUGCUGCAUAAUAUUCCAUGGUGUAUAUGUGCCACAUUUUCCCAGUCCAGUCUAUCAUCGAUGGGCAUUUGGGUUGGUUCCAGGUCUUUGCUAUUGUAAACAGUACUGCAGUGAACAUUCAUGUGCAUGUGUCCUUAUAGUAGAACGAUUUAUAGUCCUUUGGAUAUAUACCCAGUAAUGGGAUUGCUGGGUCAAAUGGAAUUUCUAUUUCUAAGGCCUUGAGGAAUCACCACACUGUCUUCCACAAUGGUUGAACUAAUUUACGCUCCUUCCAACAGUGUAAAAGUGUUCCUAUUUCUCCACAUCCUCUCCAGCAUCUGUUGUCUCCAGAUUUUUUAAUGAUCGCCAUUCUAACUGGCAUGAGAUGGUAUCUCAAUGUGUUUUUGAUUUGCAUCUCUCUGAUGACCAGUAAUGAUGAGCAUUUUUUCAUAUGUUUGUUGGCCUCAUGUAUGUCUUCUUUUGUAAAGUGUCUGUUCAUAUCCUUUGCCCAUUUUUGAAUGGGCUUGUUUGGUUUUUUCUUGUAAAUCUGUUUGAGUUCUUUGUAAAUUCUGGAUAUUGGCCCUUUGUCAGAUGGGUAAACUGCAAAAAUUUUUUCCCAUUCUGUUGGUUGCCGAUUCACUCUAGUGACUGUUUCUUUUGCCGUGCAGAAGCUGUGGAGUUUGAUUAGGUCCCAUUUGUCUAUUUUGGCUUUCGUUGCCAUUGCUUUCGGUGUUUUGUUCAUGAAGCCCUUGCCUACUCCUAUGUCCUGAAUGGUUUUGCCUAUAUUUUAUUCUAGGGUUUUUAUGGUGCCAGGUCUUAUGUUUAAGUCCUUAAUCCAUUUGGAGUUAAUUUUAGUGUAAGGUGUCAGGAAGGGGUCCAGUUUCUGCUUUCUGCACAUGGCUAGCCAGUUUUCCCAACACCAUUUAUUAAACAGGGAAUCCUUUCCCCAUUGCUUGUUUUUGUCAGGUUUAUCAAAGAUUGUAUGGUAGUAGAUAUGUUGUGUUGCCUCCGGUGCCUCUGUUCUGUUCCAUUGGUCUAUAUCUCUGUUUUGGUACCAGUACCAUGCUGUUUUGAUUACUGUAGCCUUGUAGUAUAGUUUGAAGUCCAGUAGUGUGACGCCUCCUGCUGUGUUCUUUUUGCUUAGAAUUGACUUGGCUAUGCGGGCUCUCUUUUGGUUCCAUAUGAAGUUCAUGGUGGUUUUUUCCAGUUCUGUGAAGAAAGUUAAUGGUAGCUUGAUGGAGAUAGCAUUGAUUCUGUAAAUUACUUUGGGCAGUAUAGCCAUUUUAAUGAUAUUGAUUCUUUCUAACCAUGAACAUGGAAUGUUUCUCCAUCUGUUUGUGUCCUCUCUUAUUUCGUUGAGCAGUGGUUUGUAGUUUUCCUUGAAGAGGUCCCUUAUGCUGAACAAUAUUUUUAAAUAAUCAGCAGCCAUGAUCUUUAAAUACUCACCUUAGAAUAUUGUUUAAAAAUUCAAAAACUAUCAAGAGUUUAACAGAAAUACAGAGUUCCCACACGAUUUUGUUGUUAAAAGGGAAUCUCUCUUAUCUGAACACAGAAUAAUUUUGUCAUAAUAUAACACACUGGGGUCUAUUGCAGGGAAUAGGGGAGGGACAGCGGGGGGUGGGGAGCUGGGGAGGGAUAGCAUGGGGAGAAAUGCCAGAUGUGGGUGAAGGGGAGGAAGACAGCAAAUCACACUGCCACGUGUGUACCUAUGCAACUAUCUUGCAUGUUCUGCACAUGUACCCCAAAACCUAAAAUGCAAUAAAAAAAAUUUCAAAAUAUAACUUUACUCUUUGUAUAUAAUUUAUAUAAAAACUUUUAUUGCAUUUAUGGGCUUUUUAAAAAGUGAAUAAAUUCAUUAAUAUUCUUAUUUAGCAUAUACAGACUUUUAAAAUUAAUGGCAGUAUAUUUUUAUAUGUUUAGACAUCCAUAAGUUGAAAAUUAGGUAAAUGCAUAAUAAAAUUAAAACCUUAAUUUUGAGGUAUAGUUAAUCAUACCUGAAUUUAAAGUAUGUACGUUACAUGGACUAUUUUAUGUUAAGUUACCAUUUUUGUGAAUUAACUUCCCUUACCAUUAUCUUUGCCAGUAUACAUAUUCAUCUUUUCUAAUUACUAUACUAACUGUAGUCUUUUUAUUUAUAAUUGCUUAUUUUUUAAUGUGGACCUCAGAUUGACUUAUGCCAACUGUAGUCUUUUUAUUAAUUACUGGCUUUAAUGAAAAUUAUAAACUGUUUUCUUCUGACACAGAGAAAACUAGAAAGAAGGCAGGAAUCCAAAAACUGCCUAAUUUUUUAAGUACAUAUUUUAGAUUAUCUUUAUAAAUGUUAAAGUAAUAAAAUAAAUGCCUAUAUAAAAUCCAAUGCAUUUGGAUAUUCUCUUGAUCUGUAAAUCAUUUGAUAAUAUAUAAGGUUAACAGUAGAUUGGAUCGUGUUUAUGACUAAAGUUUAAUAUUUGUGGUGACUUUUAUGUAUGUUUUAAAAUAUGUUAACCCUUAUUUGAAUAUUUUUUUUCUUUAAGAGGUGGAGCUUAAAUCUUCUCUAGAUUUAGGGGCACAUUUCUAAUGAAUAGAAAAAAGUGGAUGUGACAGUUUGUGAGUUAGGAGAUGAGGUAAGGAAAGGUACCACACUUUUCUCCUUCCACCUCCUGUGGAAUAAGCUGCUCUAGGAAAAGCCAACUGCUAUGUGGUGAGGACUUUGAAGCAGCUUUGCGGGGACAUCCACAUAGCAAGGAACUGAGAGGCUUUUAGCUAAUGACCAUGUGACUGGGUCAUCUUAGAAGUGGACCCUUCAGCCCAAGUCAAACUGUCAGAUGACUGCAGUCCUCUCUGGCUGACAUCUUGACUGCAACCUAAAUGGCUUUAUGAAAAAUCCAGAAAUCAUCAGCACCCCAGGCAAGUGCAAAACCAAAAACAGCUGCCUUGGAAUGGGUAAGAAAAGCUGUUGAAUUUCAGCUCUUUCUCCAAGUGGGCACUGUUUCGUGUAACCAGGAGAAAAUGUUCAACUCUUGGCUUCUCCCUUGGGAGUAGAAAGAAGAGGGAGCAGAAGUUUGACAAUCUGGCUUUUCAGGGUUCUACCUGAGUGCCUGAUUUCUGUCUUGCAUGACUUGGAGUGCUAAAGGAGAAUCCACCUACUUUGAAUAAGUGGAGGCCACUGAGAAUAAAGGAGAACUCAGCAGCCUGUAGCAGCACCAGAAAACCCGCAGGACUGCAUACAGACACCAGAAAGAGCAAGAGAUUAUGAGCUGCUGAAAAAGAAACAAGCAAACAUCACUGAUUGGAAAAAUAUGUGCACACGUCCAGAGAAGAUGCAUCCCAAGGAAGUUUAGAGAAGCUUCUGAAA
Molecule: messenger RNA, 15495 nt
Organism: Callithrix jacchus (white-tufted-ear marmoset)
Lineage: Eukaryota; Metazoa; Chordata; Mammalia; Primates; Cebidae
Source: RefSeq, a predicted model, not a curated record